Molecule: messenger RNA, 495 nt
Organism: Seriola dumerili (greater amberjack)
Lineage: Eukaryota; Metazoa; Chordata; Actinopteri; Carangiformes; Carangidae
Product: transcription factor Ovo-like 2
Exons: 2
Coding region: 58-495 (145 amino acids)
Biological process (GO): regulation of transcription by RNA polymerase II; epidermal cell differentiation
Cellular component (GO): nucleus
Molecular function (GO): DNA-binding transcription factor activity, RNA polymerase II-specific; RNA polymerase II cis-regulatory region sequence-specific DNA binding
Source: RefSeq, a predicted model, not a curated record
CCAGGCUCGGGCGAUUUUGUGUGCUCAGUGUGCCACAAGAUAUUCCCUCUGCAGCGCAUGUUGACCCGCCACCUCAAGUGCCACAGCCUGGUGAAAAGACAUCCUUGUCGAUUCUGUGGAAAAGGAUUUAACGAUACCUUCGACCUCAAAAGGCAUAUGCGAACACACACUGGUAUCCGUCCCUACAAAUGUGAGCUGUGUGAGAAAGCCUUCACACAGCGUUGCUCUCUGGAGUCCCAUAUGAGGAAGAUUCAUGGCAUUCACCAACAGUAUGCCUACCGCCAGCGACGGUCUAAGAUCUUUGUGUGUGAGGAUUGUGGUUACACCUCAAGCCGCCCUGAUGAGUAUUUCCUCCAUGUGAGACAGUGCCACCCUGGCAGUCCCGCCCUGCGCAGGUACUACCGCCGUCAGGCCCAUGAGAACAGCAGCUUUACAUCAGCCGACCGUAAACUCAAUCCCUAUUUGUUGUACUCAAACCCUGCAUAUUAUAUGUAG